UCUGUCUAAAGAAAACAAAAAAAAUUCAGUUUCAAGAUUUGAAAUUUAGAACACAAACACUUUUCUUGAUUUUAUUUCUUUUUUCAACAAAAUGGUAUUAAAUUCUGUUCAAGAUUCUGGUCAGAGAUCUUUUUAAGCACUAUCCAGAUACAUUCAAGGAAACAAGUGUUCAGCUAGUUUAUCAUGAACAUGCACCCCGACAGAUAUGGGAGUGGAAACGGGCAGUUAAACGGAUCAAACUAUCUUAACGGUGGUGAUGAUAAACACACAGAUGACACUAGAGGCAUUGUUGAAGGCGAUCUACCUGCCUCUAACAUGCCAGAAAUGACGAAAGUAAACAAUUUACAGAACGCAUCUUCUCAGUCACUCUUUCAUAUUGUUCAUAAGAUUCUCGAUGACAGCAUUGAGAACCGUAAAGAGGAUGUACCAGAUAGAGUUGCCUGCGUAUUGAAGAAGCUCGUUCAAUUGAUUGAGCAACGGAGUUUGAAACAAGCGGAAGAGUUCAAGAAGCAAAACAAGUUGUGCAAGACUCGUGAAGACAAGUAUCAACUGAAAAUGAGAGUGUUCAAAACUCUCGUAACAGGGGCUAUGGACGAGAAUGAGGUCCUUAUGAAUCAGCUCCAGUGUAUAAAGACUGAGAAGACUAUGGUAGAGGAGAAGAAAAAGCUUGAAGAUGUAGAACUAGUUACGUUACGGAAAGAAAACAACGGCUUUAACUUAGAAAUUUCAAGAUUAGAGAAGGAGCUAGAAGCCACAAGAGAAACAUACGAAAAUCGUUGUCGACAGCUUGAAACACACACCAUUGAAACUAAAUCCGAGCUAGAGGAAAAGAUUAUAAAUCUUGAGGAUCUUCUCACUCAUUCAAGAAAGAAGGUGAAAGAACUCGAAAAGUUUACGGAAUCCAAGUUUUUACGAUGGAAAAAGAGAGAGCGCAGUUACAAGAAGUUUUUGGAUUUUCAGCAUGGAUCUUUAAAGGAAUUGAGGAUGGGUUCUGAGUCGAUUAAGCAAGAAGUUUUGAAGACACAACAAAUUUACUCAAAGGAAAUGAACCAAUUUGGAAUGAAGAUUCAGGGGCUUGUAGACGCUGCACAAAAUUACCACAUGGUUCUAAAAGAAAACCGGAAAUUAUACAACGAAGUCCAAGAUUUGAAAGGGAAUAUUAGAGUCUACUGUCGCAUAAGGCCAUUCCUCAAGGGUCAAAGUAAAAAACAAACCACUAUAGAGUAUAUUGGCGAUAAUGGCGAAUUGGUUGUAACAAAUCCCUCAAAGAUAGUCAAAGAAAGCCACCGCGUAUUCAAAUUCAACAAGGUCUUUAGUCCUACAGCAACACAAGAGGAAGUUUUUGUUGAUACUCAGCCGCUCAUUCGGUCAGUGCUAGAUGGAUAUAACGUGUGCAUAUUUGCAUACGGUCAAACAGGCUCCGGGAAAACAUAUACUAUGAGUGGGCCUAAUGUAUCAUCUCCAGUAGAUUGGGGGGUCAACUAUCGCGCCUUAAAUGACCUGUUUCAUCUCUCUCAAAUCAGGAGAAGCUCAUUCGAAUAUGAAAUCGGUGUGCAAAUGGUUGAGAUCUAUAAUGAGCAAGUUCGUGAUUUGUUAUCGUGUGAUACCGUUCAAAAAAGACUUGGGAUAUGGAGUUCUACCCAACCGAACGGGUUAGCCGUCCCUGACGCUAGCAUGCACCCGGUUACAUCAACUGCAGAUGUCCUCGAGUUAAUGAACGUUGGGUUAAUGAACCGGGCUGUAGGUGCCACCGCGUUGAACGAAAGGAGCAGCCGGUCCCACAGUGUCUUAACUGUUCAUGUUCGUGGAACGGAUCUCGAAACCAACGCGGGUUUACGUGGUAACUUGCAUUUGGUUGAUCUCGCUGGUAGUGAACGGGUGGACCGAUCUGAAGCAACCGGUGAGAGAUUAAAAGAAGCUCAACAUAUUAACAAAUCUUUAUCUGCUCUUGGAGACGUUAUUUUUGCACUCGCACAAAAAAGUCAACACGUACCCUACAGAAACAGUAAACUUACUCAAGUUUUGCAAAGCUCUUUAGGAGGUCAAGCAAAGACUCUUAUGUUUGUACAGCUAAAUCCUGAUGUGGAAUCAUUCUCUGAAACCAUAAGUACCCUGAAAUUUGCUGAACGCGUCUCUGGUGUCGAGUUAGGUGCGGCCCGUAGCAACAAAGAGGGGCGGGGCGUUCGAGAGCUCAUGGAACAGGUGACUAAUCUAAAAGAUGCACUGACCAAAAAAGACGAGGAGAUAGAAUGCUUACGGCUGAGACAGAGCGCAAGUACUGUGGAUUUACAGCCCAACAACAAUCCAUCAUGUGAGAAAAGCGUAAAUCUGGGCCCAAAAGCAGCUUCUGACAUCGAUACUUGUUCAGAGUUCAGUGAUAAUGAUGAGUUCAGACAGUCAAGAUUUGUUACAACAGUUGGCGUUAACGAUGAUAUCGAGCUUUUGGGAUUAGGUGAUGCAGAUUCCGAAGGGAGAUUAAGUGAUGUAUCUGACGGUGGUGUUUCAGUGGGAACAGAAACCGACGGUUCAAUGAGUAGUAUUGCUGAGCUAACUCGUUUCCCUGAAGGCGCAAAAGCGCGUGUUGAGCACCAACAGAAGCCCAUUGUACCUGCUAAACUUCCAAGACCACCACAAAAGACCGCAUCUUCUUCUCGUAAACCGGUGCAGGCCGCUCCGUCUGCACAAAGACACGGGUUAAUAGCAUCUUCUAGACCUUCAUUAACCACGGGGGUCCCACGUACUCCAUCAAGUUCUGUUACGAGAAAGUCGAUUUCUGGUGGUUCUUUACUUAAAUCCGGUGCACGAUGGUGAAAGUCAAACAUUAUUGCCUUGACUGUAUCUUGUUCAUGAACUUUAGUUCUUGAAAAAACCCUAGUGUUUGCGAGUUAAUCUAGAAAUAGAUCAAACCUGUGUAGAAUGUAAGUCUAAAUUGGGUCAACUGUCUUGACCACAUGUUAGGGAAUGAUUUUUGUUGCAUGUUCAUGAUUUGGUAA
This is a messenger RNA of Helianthus annuus (common sunflower), 2993 nucleotides long. Its product is annotated as kinesin-like protein KIN-14J. Gene Ontology annotation, biological process: microtubule-based movement. NCBI's taxonomy places the organism in Eukaryota, Viridiplantae, Streptophyta, Magnoliopsida, Asterales, Asteraceae. Gene Ontology annotation, molecular function: microtubule binding; ATP binding; microtubule motor activity. The transcript is spliced from 18 exons. The coding region runs from base 184 to 2811 and encodes 875 amino acids. The record is from RefSeq and is a predicted model, not a curated record.